This is a messenger RNA of Coturnix japonica (Japanese quail), 19404 nucleotides long. It is a transcript of the gene FAT3, whose product is annotated as FAT atypical cadherin 3. Gene Ontology annotation, biological process: cell migration; homophilic cell-cell adhesion; neuron projection development. The record is from RefSeq and is a predicted model, not a curated record. NCBI's taxonomy places the organism in Eukaryota, Metazoa, Chordata, Aves, Galliformes, Phasianidae. Gene Ontology annotation, cellular component: catenin complex; plasma membrane. Gene Ontology annotation, molecular function: cadherin binding; beta-catenin binding; calcium ion binding.
UUCUGCAAAGCUGCAAAAGCUCCGCUUUGAAAACUGCUGCCCCAGAGUGCAGUUGCUUAGCUGUCCUGUCAGCAUUGUUCUAAUGCUCAUUCCAUAUGUAUGUCACAUAGGAGCGGUACCCUCCUCCUCCUCCUCCUCCUCCUCUCUCCCUUCCCCCAAUCCAUGCAUUUGAAUCUUUUUUUUCCUCCUAAAGACUGAUUUUUUUUUCCCAAGGAGCCUGCAAACAGGGAAAUUCAAACUGCACGAUGCUGUGCCGUGCUUAGUUCUGUAGCCAGGACCAGAUUCCUCUUACAAAAAGUGUUUGCUCUUGUUCCUUCUUUCCCUCGCUCCCUCUUUUUCUUCCCUGUAAGCACAAAGGCUUUUAAACCCUAAGAUCUGUAGUUCUUUUUGCUUUUUCUUGUUACCGUGACAGCAUGUAUCUCUGUUGCUGAAGAAUGAAGCAGGCAGGCUGGAGUUUUUUUAUGUUCAGUGCUUUUGGGACCACUAAGGAGCAGUCCGCAGAGAAAUAUGUACAGCAACUGUGCCAACUGAGUUUCUCGUGCCUGUUAUCUGUCACUUAUUCUGACUAAAAGGGUGAAAGGAUGAUGUGAUGGAGGUGAACAUGGGCCACUGGUCAGGCACACGGCCCCCUCCACCUUGUCUUGCCCUUCUGCUUGCUGAGCUCCUGGCCUCCCUCUUCCAGGUAGCACAUGGAGCUGCCCCACUUGGCUUUCACUUCACUCAUUCCACUUACAAUGCAACUGUGUACGAGAAUUCAGCAGCCAGGACCUAUGUCAACAGUCAAACAAGAAUGGGCAUUACCUUGUCUGACCUUUCUUGGGAUAUCAAGUACAGGAUAGUGUCUGGCGAUGAUGAAGGCUUUUUUAAAGCAGAGGAAGUUGUCAUUGCUGACUUUUGCUUCCUGAGAAUAAGGACUAAAGGUGGGAAUUCUGCUAUAUUAAACAGAGAAAUUCAGGACAAUUAUUUAUUGAUAGUGAAAGGGUCUGUCAGAGGAGAGGACUUGGAAGCGUGGACAAAAGUGAACAUCCAGGUUUUGGAUAUGAAUGACUUAAGACCUUUGUUUUCACCAACCACAUACUCUGUCACAAUAGCAGAAAGCACUCCACUAAGGACUAGCAUUGCACAGGUGACUGCAACAGAUGCAGAUAUUGGGUCCAAUGGCGAGUUUUAUUAUUAUUUCAAAAGCAAAGUUGAUCUCUUCUCAGUACAUCCUACGAGUGGUGUUAUCUCCUUAAGUGGCCGGUUAAACUACGAUGAAAAAAACAGGUAUGAUCUUGAGAUUUUGGCUGUGGACCGUGGGAUGAAGCUCUAUGGAAAUAAUGGUGUAAGCAGUACGGCUAAGCUUUAUGUUCACAUUGAACGUAUAAAUGAACACGCUCCAACGAUAAGCGUAGUAACACAUGUUCCCUUCCCAUCAGACAAGGAGCCUACCUACGCAGUCAUUAACAUUGAUGACCUAGAUGAAGGAGCCAAUGGAGAAAUUGAAUCCGUUUCGAUUGUGGCUGGAGAUCCGCUAGAGCAGUUCUUUCUGAUUAAAGAAGGCAAGUGGAUGAAUGAAUACAAAAUCAAAGAAAGAAAGCCUAUUGACUGGGACAGCUUCCCCUAUGGUUACAACCUGACUCUCCAGGCAAAAGACAAAGGAUCUCCUCAGAAAUUUUCUGCAGUCAAACUGGUCCACAUUGCUAGUCCCAAGAAAGAAAGCAUCCCCUUGAAGUUUGAAAAGGAAGCGUAUGAUGUUUCGAUCAGUGAAUUUUCACCUCCAGGUGUGGUGGUUGCAGUUGUUAAGCUGAUGUCUGAGCCCCUGGGUGUGGAAUACGGAAUAUCUCCUAGUGAGGGUGCUGAGAAUUUUAAGAUCAAUCCCAUCACAGGCCUCAUUACUACUGCUCGUUCAUUAAAAAUCACCGAGAAGGACCUCUAUGAGUUAGAAGUGUAUACCAACAAAGGUGAUGAUUUAAAAGCACAGGUUACCAUCAGGUUAGAAGACGCCAAUGAUCACACUCCAGAAUUCCAGCAGUCUUCAUACAGCUCAUUUGUCAAUGAAAGUGUCCCUGUGGGGUUUAGUGUUUUGGCAGUUUCAGCAGUUGAUAAAGACAGGGGAGAAAAUGGAUACAUAACAUACAGCAUUGCCAGUCUGAACUCACUACCAUUUAUAAUAAAUCAAUUUACAGGUGUCAUCAGCACAUCUGAAGAACUGGAUUUUGAGUCCUCACCAGAAAGCUACAGGUUCAUUGUGAGGGCUUCUGACUGGGGUUCUCCCUACCGGCAUGAAAGCGAGGUGAAUGUUACCAUAUACAUAGGCAACGUCAAUGAUAACAAACCCCUGUUUGAAAAGGUGGCAUGCCAGGGAGUGAUUUCAUCUGACUUUCCUGUUGGUGGUCACAUUACUGCUGUUUCUGCUAUAGACAUAGAUGAGUUAGAGCUUGUAAAGUACAAAAUAAUCUCUGGAAAUGAGCUUGGCAUUUUUUAUUUAAACCCUGAUUCUGGUGUCCUGCAACUUAAAAAAUCUCUUAUUAAUUCUGGUAUAAAGAACAGCAACUUUGGCCUUAAGAUAACAGCCACUGAUGGAGAGAACUUUGCUGAUGCUAUGUUUGUUAAUAUUUCAGUAGUUCAUGGGAAAGUAUCGUCAAAGACAUUUAGCUGUAGAGAGACAAGAGUUGCACAGAGGCUAGCAGAAAAAUUGCUCAAAAAGGCAAAAGCAAAUGUGAAGUUGAAUUUAGAAGAUGGUUUUCUGGAUUAUUAUUCAGUGAACAGACAGGCACCGCAUUUUGACAAAACCUUCCCAACUGAUGUGAUGGUUUCGGAGGAUCUGCCAGUUGGUGCCACCAUCCUGAGGAUAAAAGCCUAUGAUGCAGAUUCAGGCUUUAAUGGAAAGGUAGUUUAUACAAUUUCUGAUGGUAAUGCAGAUAGUUGUUUCAACAUUGACAUAGAGACAGGGGUACUAACAGUUCUUAUGCCCUUGGACCGUGAAAAAACAGAUCUCUAUAUCCUUAAUAUUACAGUUUAUGAUUUAGGUAACCCACAGAAAUCUGCGUGGAGACUGUUGACUGUCACUGUAGGGGAUGCAAAUGAUAACAAGCCUAUUUUUUUACAGGACAGUUACUCAGUUAACAUUUUAGAAAGUACAAGUCUUGGUACAGAGAUUAUACAAGUAGAAGCCCGAGACAAAGACCUUGGGUCCAACGGGGAAGUGACUUACUCAGUUCUGACAGAUACCCAGCAGUUUGCCAUCAACGGUUCCACGGGAGUGGUGUAUGUGGCUGAUCAGCUAGAUCGGGAAACAAAAGCAAACUACACCCUAAAAAUUGAGGCUAGGGAUAAAGCAGAGAGCGGCCAUCAGCAGUUUUCAGUUGUGCCUCUGAAGGUGUUUUUGGAUGAUGUCAAUGAUUGUUCUCCAGCCUUCAUCCCAUCCAGUUACAACGUGAAGGUGCUUGAGGACCUGCCAGUUGGCACUGUCAUAGCUUGGUUGGAAACCCACGAUCCAGAUCUUGGCUUGGGAGGUCAGGUCCGAUACUCACUGGUGAAUGAUUACAACGGGCGUUUUGAGAUAGACAAAGCCAGUGGUGCUAUCCGCUUGAGCAAAGAGCUGGAUUAUGAAAAGCAGCAGUUCUACAACCUGACUGUGCGUGCCAAGGACAAGGGACGUCCAGUUUCUCUCUCUUCUGUCUCUUUUGUGGAAGUGGAAGUGGUGGAUGUUAAUGAAAAUCUCUAUACUCCCUAUUUUCCUGACUUUGCUGUCAUUGGAUCUGUGAAGGAAAACUCCCGCAUUGGUACAAGUGUUUUGCAAGUUGUUGCUCGAGAUGACGACUCUGGAAGGGAUGGGGAGAUCCAGUAUUCCAUCAGGGAUGGCAGUGGACUUGGGAGAUUCAGCAUAGAUGAAGAGACUGGAGUUGUCUAUACAGCAGAUGUCCUUGACCGGGAGACAACCAAAUCCUACUGGCUGACAGUGUAUGCCACUGACCAUGGAGUCGUCCCUCUCUAUGCUACCAUCGAAGUCUACAUUGAGGUGGAGGAUGUGAAUGACAAUGCCCCGCUCACCUCUGAGCCAAUCUAUUACCCAUCCGUCAUGGAAAACUCCCCGAAGGAUGUAUCUGUCAUUCAGAUCCAAGCCCAGGACCCUGACUCCAGCACUAAUGAAAAACUGGCUUACCGGAUUACAAGUGGAAAUCCUCAGAAUUUCUUUGUAAUCAAUCCCAAAACAGGUCUGAUUACAACAACAUCAAGAAAAUUGGAUCGAGAACAGCAAGCAGAGCAUUUUUUGGAGGUAACCGUCUCAGAUGGAGGCACAUCUCCCAAGCAGUCCUCGGUCUGGGUGGUGGUCCAGGUUCUGGAUGAGAAUGACAACAAGCCCCAGUUUCCAGAAAAAGUCUACCAGAUCAAGUUGCCAGAGAGGGACCGUAAGAAAAGAGGGGAGCCGAUCUACAGAGCUUUUGCUUUUGACAAAGAUGAAGGCCCUAAUGCAGAAAUCUCAUACAGCAUUGUGGAUGGAAAUGAUGAUGGGAAAUUUUUUAUUGAUCCCAAAACAGGGAUGGUGUCUUCCAGAAAGCAGUUCACAGCAGGGAGCUAUGACAUCUUAACAAUAAAAGCAGUGGACAAUGGCCGACCCCAAAAAUCUACGACUGCACGCCUCCAUAUUGAGUGGAUCAAAAAGCCCACACCCUCACCCGUGCCCCUUACUUUCGAUGAACCCUUCUACAACUUCACGGUCAUGGAAAGUGACAAAGUGACAGAAAUUGUUGGGGUGGUCUCUGUGCAGCCAUCCAACAUUCCUCUCUGGUUCGACAUUGUGGGUGGCAAGCAUGCUCGAGAGAUGUUCUAUAUUCUACAGACAGCUUGUGGGCAGAACUGUUCAACAGAAGGAGGGAAUUACGAUAGUUCUUUCGACGCGGAGAAGGGAGUGGGCACUAUUGUCAUUGCAAAACCCUUGGAUGCAGAGCAACGGUCAAUAUAUAACAUGACUGUGGAGGUCACCGAUGGAACAAACAUUGCCACCACCCAGGUCUUUAUCAAAGUGUUGGAUAACAAUGAUAAUGGCCCAGAAUUUUCUCAGCCAAGUUAUGAUGUCACUAUCUCAGAGGAUAUCCUCCCUGAUACUGAAAUUCUGCAGAUUGAAGCUAUGGACAGAGAUGAAAAGCAUAAACUGAGCUACACUAUUCACAGCAGCAUCGAUGCAACCAGCAUGAGAAAAUUCAGAAUUGAUCCCAGUGCUGGGGUGCUCUAUACUGCGGAGAGAUUAGACCACGAAGCUCAAGAUAAGCACAUCCUUAAUGUCAUGGUUCGAGAUCAAGAAUUCCCUUAUAGAAGAAACCUGGCCAGAGUCAUCAUAAACGUGGAAGACUCCAAUGACCACAGCCCAUACUUCACCAGCCCGCUGUAUGAAGCCUCAGUAUAUGAAUCAGCAGCUGUGGGAUCAGCAGUUUUACAGGUCACAGCUUUAGACAAAGACAAAGGAGAAAACGCGGAGCUUGUCUACACGAUUGAAGCAGGAAAUACAGGAAACACAUUCAAGAUUGAACCAGUUUUGGGGAUCAUUACAUUACUGAAAGAGCCAGACCUAACUACAAUGGGACAGUUUGUUCUAUCGGUUAAAGUGGCUGAUCAGGGCUCUCCACCACUGUCUGCAACAGCAAUUGUACGGAUAUCUGUGACAAUGGCAGAUAACUCCCACCCUAAGUUCACUCUCAAAGAAUACCAAGCUGAGGUUAAUGAAAAUGUGGACAUUGGUACUUCUGUCAUCUCUCUUUCUGCAAUCAGUCAGUCCACAUUAGUUUAUGAGAUUAAAGAUGGGAAUGUGGAUGGAAUCUUCACUAUAAACCCAUAUUCUGGAGUCAUCACCAGUCAGAAGGCCCUUGAUUAUGAACGUUCUUCCUCCUAUCAACUCAUCGUACAGGCAACAAAUAUGGCAGGGAUGGCGUCAAAUGCCACAGUGAACAUUCAGAUUGUCGAUGAAAAUGAUAACCCACCAGUUUUUCUCUCCUCUCAGUACUCAGGCAGCAUAAGCGAAGCUGCUCCCAUAAACAGCAUUGUGCGGAGCGCAAAUAACAGUCCCCUCGUGAUUCGUGCCACGGAUGCUGACAGUAACCAGAAUGCCUUGCUUGUCUACCAGAUUGUUGAAUCUACUGCAAAGAAGUAUUUCACAGUAGAUUCCAGCACAGGUGCAAUCAGAACAAUUGCAAAUUUAGAUCAUGAAACAAUAGCCCACUUCCACUUCCACGUGCAUGUUAGGGACAGUGGAAAUCCUCAGCUUACAGCAGAGAGUCCUGUUGAAGUUACCAUUGAGGUGACUGAUGUCAAUGACAACCCACCAGUCUUCAGUCAAGCCGUGUUUGAGACUGUCUUGCUUCUGCCCACAUAUGUUGGUGUGGAGGUUCUCAAAGUCAAGGCUACAGACCCAGAUUCAGAGAUCCCUCCUGAACUCACAUAUAGUCUAAUUGAAGGCAAUAUGGAUCAUUUUUUGAUUGAUUCAAACACAGGCGUACUCACCAUUAAAAACAGUAGCCUCUCCAAAGACCAUUAUAUGCUAAUAGUAAGAGUAUCUGAUGGGAAAUUUUAUAGCACUGCUAUGGUGACAAUAAUGGUAAAAGAAGCCAUGGAUAGCGGGCUACAUUUCACACAGAAUUUUUAUUCUACUUCCAUCUCAGAAAACACCACCAACAUCACAAAGAUUGCUGUGGUAAAUGCUGUUGGCAACCGUCUUAAUGAGCCCUUGAAGUACAGCAUAUUAAACCCUGGCAACAAAUUUAAAAUCAAAUCCACCUCAGGAGUCAUUCAGACAACUGGUAUAUCCUUUGAUCGAGAGGAAAAAGAGCUGUACGAAUUGGUGGUGGAAGCAAGCCGUGAACUAGACCACCUUCGUGUUGCUCGAGUGGUAGUGAGGGUUUACAUUGAGGAUAUAAAUGACAAUGCACCAGUGUUUGUAGGGCUUCCAUACUAUGCUGCUGUGCAAGUUGAUGCUGAGCCUGGUACCCUGAUAUAUCGAGUGACGGCUAUUGAUAAAGAUAAGGAUGAAAAUGGUGACGUGUCAUAUCUUCUGAAGGAAGACUAUGGGCACUUUGAAAUAGAUAGGGGAACUGGUAGUGUCACUCUAAAGGAAGCUUUCAAUUCUGACUUAUCUAAUAUAGAGUAUUUGGUUGUCAUUCUUGCAAAAGAUGGUGGCAACCCAUCACUGUCUGCUUCCGUGGAGCUCCCCAUUACUAUUGUUAACAAAGCUAUGCCUGUGUUUGACAAGCCCUUCUAUACAGCCUCUGUGAAUGAAGAUGUAGAAAUCCACACUCCAAUUUUAAGCAUAAAUGCAACCAGUCCAGAAGGCCAGGGUAUCAUUUAUAUCAUCGUUGAAGGAGAUCCUUAUAACCAGUUUAAUAUUGACUUUGAUACUGGGGUUCUGAGUGUCAUCAGCCCCUUGGACUAUGAAAUAAAUUCUCUUUUCAAGCUGGUGGUGCGAGCGAGUGAUGCCCUCACUGGUGCUAGAGCUGAAGUCACUGUGGACUUGGUUGUUAAUGAUGUCAAUGAUAAUCCUCCAGUUUUUGAUCAGUCAGCUUACAAUGCUACCCUGUCUGAAGCAUCUUUGAUCGGGACUCCUGUAUUGCAGGUUGUUGCUACUGAUGCUGACUCUGACAAUAACAAGAUUGUGCAGUAUCAAAUAGUCCAGGACACCUUUAACAGCACGGAUUAUUUUCAUAUAGACAGCGCAAGUGGAUUAAUUCUGACAGCACGUAUGUUGGAUCAUGAACUCAUACAGCACUGCAGUUUGAAAGUCAGGGCAACCGAUAAUGGAUUCCCACCACUUAGCAGUGAGGUUCUUGUUAGUAUUUCAAUAACAGAUAUGAAUGACAACCCUCCUGUUUUUAACCAGCUGAUAUACGAAUCGUAUGUGAGCGAGCUGGCACCUCGGGGUCAUUUUGUGACUUGUGUCCAAGCCUCUGAUGCUGACAGCUCUGAUUUUGACAGGUUGGAGUACAGCAUUCUAUCAGGAAAUGAUCGGACCAGUUUCAUUAUGGAUAGCAAGAGUGGUGUAAUCACCCUUUCCAACCAUCGGAAGCAGAGGAUGGAGCCUAUGUACAGCCUAAAUGUCUCUGUCUCAGAUGGGUUGUUCACCAGCACAGCUCAGGUGCAUAUACAGAUCCUUGGUGCCAACCUCUACAGCCCUGUGUUUUCACAGAGUGUUUAUGUUGCAGAGGUCAGAGAAAAUGCAGCUCCUGGAACUAAAGUGAUCCAUGUGAAGGCCACAGAUGGAGAUUCAGGUGUAUACGGUCAGAUAAGCUACUCCAUAAUAAAUGACUUUGCCAAGGACCGAUUUCUGAUUGAUAGCAAUGGGCAGAUCCUGACAACUGAACGCUUAGACCGGGAGAACUUGCUAGAAAGUGAUAUUGGGAUAUUUCUGAGAGCACUUGAUGGAGGUGGCAGGACUACGUUUUGCACUGUGAGAGUGAUAGUAGUGGACGAGAAUGACAAUGCUCCCCAGUUUAUGACAGUUGAAUACAGAGCAAGUGUCAAAGCAGAUGUUGGGAAAGGUUACUUGGUGACCCAAGUGCAAGCAGUAGAUCCAGAUGAUGGAGCCAAUUCUAGGAUUACCUAUUCUCUGUAUAGUGAGGCCUCAGUUUCAGUAGCAGAUCUGCUUGAAAUAGAUCCAGACAAUGGAUGGAUGGUCACCAAGGGUAGCUUUAACCAACUUAAAAACACAGUUCUGUCAUUCUUUGUCAAAGCAGUUGAUGGUGGCAUUCCUGUGAAGCAUUCUCUCAUCCCUGUCUACAUCCAUGUUUUACCUCCAGAAACUAUUUUGCCUUCCUUUUCUCAACCUCAGUAUUCCUUCACCUUAGCAGAAGACACCCUCAUAGGCAGCACCAUUGACAAUGUGAAUAUUGUGCCUAAUCAGGGGGCUUUGUAUAGCACAGUUAAUGGAGAGCUGGCAGAAAACAAUAAAGAUGGCAUAUUCAUCAUUGAACAAGAUACAGGGCUAAUAAAACUGGAUAAGAGACUUGACCAUGAGACAAAUUCUGCUUUUCACUUCAAAGUGGCAGCCACCAUUCAGUUAGACAAAGUGGACAUUGUCCUCACAGUGGAUGUGGAUGUUAAGGUGUUGGAUGUAAAUGAUAACAAGCCUAUGUUUGAAACAGCUAGCUAUGAUGCCAUAAUAAUGGAAGGGAUGCCUGUAGGAACAAAACUUAUGCAAGUUAAAGCAGUUGAUGCAGACUCAAGUGCAAAUGGGCAGGUCACCUAUACACUUGCAGUGGAGUCAGAGUUGGAAAAGAUCACAGAAGCUUUCACCAUUGAUAGCAACAGUGGCUGGAUCAGCACACUAAAGGAUCUGGACCACGAGAAAGAUCCCACUUUCACGUUUGCAGUGGUGGCCUCAGACCUGGGGGAAACUUUAUCCUUGUCAUCAACCACCUUGGUCUCAGUCGCUGUGACGGAUAUAAAUGAUAAUGCACCUGUCUUUGAGCAUGAGGUGUACAGAGGGUCCGUGAAGGAGAGUGACCCUCCUGGAGAGGUGGUGGCUGUCCUUAGCACCUGGGAUGAAGACACAUCUGAUGUCAACCGGCAGGUUAGCUACCAUAUUACAGGAGGGAAUCCCAAAGGGAAGUUUGCUCUGGGACUUGUUCAGAAUGAGUGGAAGGUUUACGUAAAAAGGCCACUAGAUCGGGAAGAACAAGACAUUUAUUAUCUGAACAUCACUGCCACAGAUGGCCUCUUUGUAACCCAAGCUGCGGUGGAAGUGACUGUCACUGACGUUAAUGAUAACAGUCCAGUGUGUGAACAGGUUGCAUACACAGCACUGUUUCCUGAAGACAUUCCAUCAAACAAAGUCAUUCUGAAAAUCGGUGCCAAAGAUGCUGACAUUGGGUCCAACGGUGAAAUUCGCUACUCUCUUUAUGGUCCUGGGAACAAUAAAUUUUUCUUAGAUCCAGAAAAUGGUGAGCUGAAAUCCUUGGCCCCACUGGACCGUGAGAAAGUCCCUGUGUACAACUUGGUUGCUCGAGCUACAGAUGGUGGGGGCAGGUUUUGCCAGUCCGAAAUCCAUCUUAUUUUAGAAGAUGUUAAUGAUAAUCCACCAGUGUUUUCAUCUGAUCACUACACCGCAUGUGUCUAUGAGAAUACAGCCACUAAAGCACUGCUAACAAGAGUCCAAGCUACUGAUCCUGAUGUUGGUGUGAACAGAAAAGUUACCUAUUCCCUCGCAGACUCUGCAGAUGGUUACUUCUCAGUUGACCGGUCAUCGGGAAUCAUUAUUUUGGAGCAUCCACUUGAUAGAGAGCUGCAGUCUUCCUAUAACAUCAGCGUAAAGGCCUCAGAUCAGAGUAUUGUGCUGACCUUGUCCUCAUUUGCUACUGUUACCAUUACAGUGCUAGAUAUUAAUGACAAUCCCCCUGUGUUUGAAAGGAGAGAUUAUCUUGUUACGGUACCUGAAGACACAUCACCUGGCACUGAAGUUCUCUCUGUUUUUGCUACAAGCCAGGACAUUGGCACAAAUGCUGAGAUUACCUAUCUCAUCAGAUCUGGGAACGAGAAGGGGAAGUUCAACAUUAACUCAAAAACAGGAGCCAUUUCCAUUUCUGAAUCUUUGGAUUAUGAAUCAUGUAAGGAUUUCUACUUAGUCGUGGAAGCAAAAGAUGGAGGUACCCCAGCCCUGAGCGCUGUUACGACUGUGAACGUCAACGUGACGGAUGUCAAUGACAAUGCACCAAAAUUCAGCCAGGUGGUCUACAGUGCCGUCAUCAGUGAAGAUGCUGCAAUUGGUGAUUCCGUUAUAAUGUUAAUAGCAGAAGAUCUGGACAGUCCUUCCAAUGGCCAGAUUCAUUUUUCCAUAGUGAGUGGUGAUCAAGACAAUGAAUUUUCAGUCGAUCCUGGUUUGGGUCUUGUGAAGGUUAAAAAGAAGUUGGAUAGAGAAAGGAUAUCUGGUUACUCACUGGUUAUUCAGGCAAGGGACAGUGGCACCCCUCCUCUGUCUUCAUCUGUGACAGUCAACGUGGACAUUUCCGAUGUGAACGAUAACAGCCCUGUGUUUACUCCAGCUAAUUAUACAGCUGUAAUUCAAGAAAAUAAACCAGUGGGCACAAGCAUUUUGCAGCUGGUAGUGACAGACAAAGACUCUUUUCACAAUGGCCCUCCUUUUACCUUCACCAUCCUCACUGGCAAUGAAGAGGAGGAGUUUACACUGGACCCUAAUGGUGUCUUGAGAUCUGCAGUCAUCUUCAAACAUAUGGUUGCAACCGAAUAUGUUCUCUGUGUGCAGGCAAAAGACUCUGGGAAGCCUCAGCAGGUUUCCCACACCUACAUUCAGGUGAGGGUUAUCGAAGAAAGCAUCCACAAACCAACUGCCAUUCCACUGGAGAUUUUCAUUGUCACCAUGGAAGAUGAUUUUCCAGGUGGAGUCAUUGGAAAAAUUCAUGCCACAGAUCAGGAUGUGUAUGACGUCCUCACUUACACGCUAAAAUCAGAGCAGAAAAGUUUGUUCAAGGUUAACAACCACGAUGGGAAGAUCAUUGCUCUAGGAGGACUUGAUAACGGCAAGUACAUCCUCAAUGUGUCUGUCAGUGAUGGCCGCUUCCAGGUCCCCAUUGAUGUUGUGGUACACGUUGAGCAAUUACUUCAGGAAAUGCUGCAGAACACCGUCACCAUCCGCUUUGAGAAUGUUUCCCCAGAAGACUUUGUGGGCCUUCACAUGCACGGCUUCAGGCGCACCUUGAGGAACGCGGUGCUGUCCCAGAAACAAGACAGCCUGCACAUCAUCAGCAUUCAGCCGGUGGCAGGCAGCAAUCAGCUCGACAUGCUGUUUGCAGUCCAGAUGCACAGCGGCGGUUUCUAUAAGCCUGCCUUUUUGAUUCAGAAGCUUACCAAUGCCAGGAGACACUUGGAAAAUGUGAUUCGUAUUUCUGCUAUCUUGGAGAAGAAUUGCUCUGGACUGGAUUGUCAGGAACAACACUGUGAGCAAAGUCUAUCUAUUGAUUCCCAUUCCCUGAUGACCUACAGCACGGCGAGAAUUAGUUUUGUGUGCCCUCGCUUUUACCGGAAUGUUCGCUGCAUGUGCAAUGGAGGACUGUGCCCAGGGUCUAACGAUCCCUGUCUGGAGAAGCCAUGCCCAGGGGACAUGCAGUGUGUGGGGUACGAAGCUAACCGGAGACCUUUCAUCUGCCAGUGCCCACCAGGAAAGCUUGGCGAAUGCUCAGGCCACACUUCCCUUAGCUUUGCUGGGAAUAGUUACAUUAAAUACCGUGUUUCUGAAAAUAGCAAGAAAGAGGAAUUCAAGUUGGCUCUACGUCUGCGAACCCUGCAAAGCAAUGGGAUUAUAAUGUACACCAGAGCGAAUCCCUGUAUAAUUCUGAAGAUUGUCGAUGGCAAACUGUGGUUCCAGUUGGACUGCGGGACUGGCCCGGGGAUCCUGGGAAUUUCUGGCAGGGCUGUGAAUGAUGGCAGCUGGCACUCAGUUUUCCUGGAGCUGAAUCGCAACUUCACGAGCUUGUCCCUGGACGACAGCUACGUGGAGCGCCGCAAAGCCCCCCUCUAUUUCCAGACCCUCAGCACGGACAGCUCCGUCUAUUUUGGAGCGCAGGUCCAAGUGGACAACGUCCGCGGCAUGACCGACAAGAGAACCACACAGGUCUUGAGCGGCUUCCAGGGCUGCCUGGAUUCAGUCAUCCUAAACAACAACGAGCUGCCCCUGCAGAACAAGCGCAGCAGCUUUGCAGAAGUGGUUGGCUUGACAGAGCUGAAACUCGGCUGUGUUCUCUACCCCGACGCGUGUGAACGGCAUCCCUGCCAGAACGGCGGCACCUGUAUCAGCGUGCCAUCUGGUGGCUACCAGUGCAAUUGUCUCUCUCAGUUUACUGGAAGAAAUUGUGAAUCAGAGAUCACAGCCUGCUUCCCAAAUCCGUGCCGGAAUGGAGGCUCAUGCGAUCCCAUUGGCAAUGCUUUCAUCUGCAACUGCAAAAAUGGCCUGACUGGAGUAACGUGUGAAGAAGAUAUCAAUGAGUGUGAAAGAGAAGAAUGUGAAAAUGGUGGUUCCUGUGUCAACGUAUUUGGUUCAUUUCUCUGCAACUGCACGCCUGGCUACGUGGGGCAAUACUGCGGCCUUCGCCCCGUGGUGGUUCCCAAUAUACAAGCGGGGCAUUCGUAUGUGGGCAAGGAGGAGCUGAUAGGAAUAGCCGUGGUUCUGUUUGUCAUAUUUGUGCUGAUCGUCCUUUUUAUAAUUUUUCGCAAGAAAGUAUUCCGGAAGAACUAUUCCCGCAAUAAUAUCACGCUUGUACAGGAUCCAGCCACUGCCGCUCUGCUGAACAAGAGUAAUGGCAUCCAGUUCAAGAACAUCAGGAACAGUGGAGACAGCAGGAACAUCUACCAGGAGGUUGGGCCUCCACAGGUCCCUGUAAGGCCGAUGGCCUACACCCCAUGCUUCCAGAGUGACUCGCGGAAUAACCUGGACAAGAUAGUGGAUGGGCUUGGCGUGGAGCACCAGGAGAUGACAACAUUUCAUCCUGAGUCCCCUCGGAUCCUGACAGCCAGGCGGGGUGUGGUGGUGUGCAGCGUGGCUCCCAACUUGCCUGCGGUGUCUCCCUGCCGCUCCGACUGUGACUCCAUCAGGAAGAGCACGUGGGAUGCUGGAACAGAAAGUAAAGGGGUUGAUGACGCUGAAGAAGUGACCUGUUUUUCAGGAAGUAAUAAAGGCAGCAACUCCGAAGUACAGUCCCUCAGCUCCUUCCAGUCUGACUCGGGUGAUGAUAAUGCUUCCAUAGUGACUGUCAUACAGCUUGUCAACAAUGUGGUUGACACUAUAGAAAAUGAAGUGUCUGUCAUGGAUCAAGGACAGAACUACAACAGAGCGUACCAUUGGGAUACCUCAGACUGGAUGCCAAGUGCUCGUUUAUCUGACAUUGAGGAAGUGCCCAAUUUUGAAACAGCGGAUGGAGGCUCGGCUCAUCACGGCAGCACCAGAGAGCUGGAGACAGAUUACUACCUUGGUGGCUACGACAUCGACAGCGACUACCCCCCGCCUCACGAAGAGGAGUUUCUGAGCCAGGACCAGUUGCCACCUCCUCUUCCAGAGGAUUACCCGGACCAGUACGAAACCCUCCCGCCCUCGCAGCCGGUCUCGAUGGCAAAUACACUCAGCCCCGACUGCCGGCGACGGCCGCACUUCCACCCCAGCCAGUACCUCCCUCCUCACCAGUUCCCCCACGAGACAGACAUCGCAGGGGCUCAGACUGGGAACGAAUUUAGUACUUUUGCUGUUGGCCCAAGUCAGAACACAGAAAACGUUAGUGCAGGUAAGAUGCCCUUAACCUUGCACAACUCUCUAGAUGCCUCCUCCUCUGAUGUCUCAGCCAGCUGCGGCUUUGAUGACUCUGAAGUAGCCAUGAGUGACUUUGAAAGUGUGGAGGAACUCAAACUAGAAAAUGUUCACAUUCCAUUUGUGGAGACCCAGCAUCAGACACAAGUGUAAAGGAGGCUCCCUUCUUCUUUCUCUUCUUCCUCCUUUUUUUAGUUUUUUCUGUCAUUUGGUCUAAUUAAUAGUAUAAAUAUUGAGAAGAAAAUUUGCUGAAGGUGUAUCUAUAUAUAUUGGGCAAUGCAAAAAUACAGUAUAACCCAUUAUUAACUUGUUCAGAAAUGAUAUUGUAUGUGCAGACACGAAGAGACCAAUUGUGUUAAGUAUUACACAUUACGAAAUUGUUACAGACAAUCUGGAGAGUGUGUAACUUCUAUUUAUUGCUGGGAGUAAAACUUAUGAGGAAGGGGAAAAUGAUCUGAUUGCUGAAUAAAUUCUUUUUCUCCCUCCCACCUCCACCCAGGGUUUGGGGUUGUGUUUUUUUUUCUGUUGUUGUGUUAUUAAAAGUGUUACAGUGUUAUGUUCUUCCUGCAGUAUUAAAGAACUGGUAUGGAUCAUUCCAAGAGGCAAUUUUUGCAUGAAAUAUUGUCAGUGAAAGAGUGAAAGCAGUUGACUGCUGAAGCUGCUAUGUACAUCACCUACAAAUUGACCUAUCGAAGAUAGUCAUUUGUCCACAAAUAUUUGUCUGUGGUUUCGUUUGUUACAUAACAUUUCAUUCUACUUCAUGUACAUAUACAGCAAUGCAUAUACAGCGUAUAUUCACUGUAAAUUAGCCCACUGUGGUUGCUGUUUUGCAACACGGUGUCAGAUGUAUGUGUACAACUUCUAGAAAUGUCCCACCUUGUCUCUGUAUCAGCCCUGUUCUCUGCCCCAGCUGUGUACCUACAGCUUCCCUUGACUUCUGUAUGAAAUGUGAGCGUGGAUCUGAAAACAGUUGGAAAACCUAAGGUGUCUGUGUAACACGGCUGUUGAGGUUGUUUGUUAGUUCCUUGCUUGGGCAAUCUCCUCUUUAAUGGCAGUCAUCAUGCUGCAAUUAUUGAGGUAAAAUUAGUUGCAAUGAAGUUAACAUCAUUUGGCAAAUGUCCAUCCAUGGUGUUUAUGGGAAGAGCUCUCAGCUGCUGCUAAUGGACUCAGUCGGUGGGACUGCGCGGAUGGGUCAUGACAAGGGAUCUGGAUGUGGAUUUUCUGCUGGAUGUGAGUGUGAUUUCACAGGAUCUGAGAACUUCCAAAGGUGGUUUGCGGACUGCAGGAUGUCAUGGAAUAAAGACGGCGGCAUUGCUGUGUUCUGAUGCUUCCCUCAGCCUGGUUGGAGUAAAUGCCUUUCGCAAUGAUUGGCCUGAACAGAGUGCAAAAUGGAAAUGUGGAUUUGCACUCAGUGUAUACAUACCCACUGCUCAGUGCUAAGAAAAUGUUAUACUACUGCUUUUUAUAUCAUCUCUAUACCUUAUACAACAAAUGUGAGCCUGUAGUCUACAUUACUGCUGGAGUUUCAUCCAUUCCUGCCAUGGCAUCAUUCGGUCAUUUUGAUUAGCUGUUGAAUACACAUCAUUGUGAUUAAUGAACAGAUUCAUAAACAUAUUUCUUGUGCCACUUUCCAUAUCGUGUCUCUUGGUCAAACAUGUCAAUGGAAUAGUUUCAGCAGUUGUGUUCCCGGAUGUGUUCUUGACUGAGUGGAGUUUCACACAGAAUUAAGUUGUGGGUCAUUUCUUGUCAUACAGAAACUUUUUAUUCACAAAUCAACCCCAGCAAAAAGAAAUUGUUAGUAGAAUAUAAUUGAAAUAAUUACAGCUUGUAACACUUUUAAUAAAACGGGAUUUUUUUAAAUACUCAGAAGCAGGCAUGAUAUACAGUAAGUGUUCAUCAGAAAACAGCUCAUUAUGCAGGUACAUGAAUACACUGAGUGCGCUUUUGGAGAGACCACGUACUGCACAUACAAGUAUUGUCAGGUGCUUGUCAAUAGUUUGUGUCCAUUGAAUUUAUGAAUGUCACUCGGUCUUCUCAAAGUAAACAUGCUUCUGUAGCAGUGAUAUGUUCUGAAUGUGUUCACAGUAUGUUUCACCUCCCUUUUCAUGCUCUUCUCUUUGCAAGAAAGCAUAAUAGAUAUUUGUAUCGCAACUGCAAAGAACUAAGGGAUUCUAUGAUUUUCCAAUGAGCUGUGAAGUCGUUUGGCGAGCCUGGAAGCGCAAAGAGAGGAUGUGCAUUACUCAUCAAGUUGGUGUUGCAGGAAAGCAGAUGCAAGAAUUAGAUUGAUAUCUCUUCAAGGUUAGAAACAACUGAGUGGAAAAGCAAAGCUGGAAGUUUAGCUGCUACUAAGUAAUUUUAAAGCUGGCAUGGUUUUUUGAGAGCGUGGUACUCCUUCUGCAUCUGCUUGUAGCGCAUAUGGGGUUUGGCUCCUACUCAGUUUUGGUGUGAGACAUUUCUAUCUGUUAUGCACUUAGUUGUCUUUUGGCCCCCCGUUAGUUAUGAACUGUUCUUGUCAUCAUUUUUAUGUAGUGGGAAAUCUUGAGUAAGCCCAAGACACUGAUAUCAAAACUGUGCUGGGACAUAUCAAAAGUGUCACAAGGGAGAGCACCACAGAAGCUUAGCAACUGCCAUACAGAAAAGAUCAAUGUUUCUUACCAAGCUUGUUGCCUCAGUAAUAUCUUGUUGGUAGUGAAUUUUACUAGUAAAAUAUGCAUAAAUGCAACGUCUAGUACUGUUUCUGUUUUGAUGUUGUUGCCAUUGCAUUUCACUGAACACCUACUUGUUAAAGUGCUGUGGGGAAGGUGCCAAGGAUCACCCAUUCGUCCUUCUCUGUCCCUCUCACAAUUUCUAUACCUCAAUAUCUCCUCCCCUCCAAAUAAAGUAGUCCCAAUCUGAUUGUUCCAUCUUCAAACAAAUGCCCCUCUGUGUAUAUUGGUACUUCUGUGGCCUUUAUGGUUCAGUUCUGGCUCUUUCUGAUGGUGAUAAGACCUGAAUGCAGAGAUCAAAGUUAAAUACUUCUUAGGGAGUAAGACUUCUGCAUUAACUUCUCUCUUGUUAAUCCAAACCAUUUUAUUGUCCUUUUUACUCCUGCUCUACAUGGAGAGGCCCUAAUUUUCUAACCUGGAAGAUAACAACAUAUACACAACCUAAAUUAAGAACUAAGAAUUAGUGUUCACACUGUUCCAUCCAAUGUAUACUUAUUUUUCUGCCAUAUGCAGCAAAUUUAUGUUGCUUUUGUGUCUUUCCCACUCCCUACUUUUGUUACAGCUUCCCUUGCCAUCUCUGCUGAUCUGAUUGGCCUUGGUUCUAUCUCUGUAUUUCAGUUCAUGUUCCUGUAGAUGGCUCCACUACACACUGUUUUCUUUUAGGAUCAGCUAUGAGGGAAGAUUUCAUAGACUUUUUUUCUAGUGGAAUCUGGAGCAGUGCUGGCUUUCAUGCAUUGGUACCCCCAGAAACUCAGCCUGGAUGCAGCACAAGGAGACAGUGCAUGCCACUGUAAUGCUGAUUAAUAGAGAGGCAGUAGCCUGUUGUCUCUCAGAGCAAAGCAAGUGGAAAGCUUCAAAAGUGUGGCAUAAAAAUUGUUGCUGCUGGCUCAAUUAAAUAUUAGUUAUGAAAAGAAUUAAGGACAGAACAGGACAAAUGGUUAAAAACAUAAAUUACUCCUCAUCAAGUUCCUGUUAGAAAAACUAAUGGAAUGCUAUAGCGUGCCCUCAAUAAACGCAAACAUGGGAGGGUUGAAGGUGCCCUGGACUACUUUUUCUAAGUUUCAUUUGUAAAGGUAGUGUGCUUAAUAAUGGAGAAAAACAGCUGUUUAAAGCCAGUAGUGAAUGUACACCUGUGCUCUGUUGGUUGGUGUUGGUUUUUUUUAGCUAUUAACUGAUAAAUAAUGGACAUUUCAUAAGUUUCCAAAGAGAGAGUUACAUUUUCAGGUUCGUUCUCUAAUGAUUUACUGCCAUUCACCAUGCAGUACAACUGUGCUUUUUGCCUCUUUGCAUCAAUACACCAAACUGUCAAUUGAGCCUUAGCAAUUGAGAGUGUUGUCCAUUGUCCAUGGCCAUUAACCCGUGUUUCAUAAACCUGACAUUUAACAUCUCCAUUACCAGAAGGGGCAUUCAGUUAGUAAAUCAGCUGCAUUAUCCAAGGGAUGGGCGGGUGGGGAAGAAAUGAAAUUAAAUUCAUUUCAUUCUGUAAUAAUAAAAAGCAAUAACUACAAAUGUGUCGUAUUACACAAAGGCCAUAAGUAAUCUUUACCAGUGUUAAGAGUGCACUUGAACUGUACUAUGGAAAGAGAUUGGAGUCCUCGGAACUGUAGCUAUUCUUCUGUCAUAGGAAUACCUGAAUCGCUGUUAUUUAAGAAUGCAGUGAGCCCAUACUGCUGCUUUUCAGGAGGUGACAAAGGUGUUUAUGAACGAAAGCAGUUCUCUUUAAAGCACUGUAUCGGAAAAGAUUGUCUUGUAAAUUUUACCUGUUGCAAGCAGGCUGGUUUGUAAAAGAUGUAUGUUUUGGUGUUUAAAAAGAAGUUUAUAAAAUAAUGUAUAUAACGGUUUCAAAUUACCAGGCUUUUGUAGAUACUUGAUGCCAAUCAGGUCGCUUUGAUUUUUGUUUCUUUGUUUGUUUGAUGCCAUUCUGAAGAGUCAACAAAGUGUGUUUAAAUUUUUGAGGUAACAGAGGGAAAAAGAAGUUCUAAGAUUCGACAAGCGGUUCUUUUCAACCAUUUCACAAUGUACUGUAACUCUUCAGUUCAGCUCUUUUUGUUUCACUUUUUCUGUUUUUAAGGAGACGUUUUUUAUUGACUUUUUUUAAAUGAAAUGUGUUUUGCACAAAAAAAUAGCCGAGAGAUGAUUUCUAUGCCAUUUCAAGUAGGUAUUAGGCGAUGUCAUUUCUCCAAUGACAACAAAUUCAACCUUAUGCAAAAGGGAAGGUUUAUCACUUUGAGUGAGUAUAGUCCCUCAUCCAAAAACUAAUUGUUCCUUCAUAAUUGCUGUUGGCAGUAUUGUCUUGUGUUCUUUUGCUAUAAAAACAAAACAAAGAAACAAAAAAAUAUAUAAGUGUACAGGUUUGUAACUGCCAAAAUUUGCUAAAGUUGAUGGUUAAAACAAAUUUUCCAAGUAAACAAAAAGAAAAGCCUG